Capronia epimyces CBS 606.96 is the source of this 1500-nucleotide messenger RNA. RefSeq lists its product as uncharacterized. Gene Ontology annotation, biological process: transmembrane transport. Gene Ontology annotation, cellular component: membrane. The record is from RefSeq and is a predicted model, not a curated record. NCBI's taxonomy places the organism in Eukaryota, Fungi, Ascomycota, Eurotiomycetes, Chaetothyriales, Herpotrichiellaceae. The transcript is spliced from 12 exons. Bases 1 to 1500 code for a protein of 499 amino acids. Gene Ontology annotation, molecular function: transmembrane transporter activity.
AUGGCUGCCGAGAUCCCUGCCGAAGGACCAGAGCUUACGAAAGAAGUCGGUCCCAAUAAAGGAGCCAUCCCUUCAGUGGUUCUUGCCGCAAAACUCGACGAUGAUGUUCGAAACAAUCCCGUACUACUCCGGGCACUCAAAAAGGUUGACCGUCGCCUUUUGGUCUGGCUUGCUGUCCUGCACUUCGUGUUUAAAUUUGCGGAGACGAACAUUUCGAACGCUGCCAUCAUGAACCUGGAGCAGAAGACGGACAUUAGGCGACAGCUUGGACACCUUACUAGCUCUCAAUGGGCGUGGUGCAUAAGCAUAUUCUGGUAUCCCUAUAUGGUGUUUGAGCCUGUCUCAACUAUGAUGGUGAAAAGAUAUACACCCUCAGGAUGGUUCGCCAGGAUCUUUUUUACCUGGGGUAUUGUUUCCGCUUGCCAAGCUGCAACACAGAACUAUGCCGGCAUUCUGGUCUGUCGCUUCCUUCUUGGGGUUAUGGAAGCAGGAUUCUAUCCUUCUAUAGUGUACCAUCUUAGCUUUUGGUAUCAUCCAGACAAAAUGCCGCUUCGUCUGGGAAUCAACUACAAUAUCGGAGUUUCUUCCGGGGCAGUCGCCGGUUUGAUAGCGUACGGUGUGUCCUUUAUGAAUGGACUACGGGGUCUUUCUGGAUGGAGAUGGCUGUUUCUCCUCGAAGGAACUCCUAUGAUAGUGAUAGGAGUUAUCACCUACUUCAUCUUGACCGAUUAUCCCCAAACGGCAAAGUUUAUCACUGAAGAAGAAAGAGAGGCUAUAAUUGCCCACUUGCCAGCGACAGGACCAACAACAAGAGCGAAAUUCUGGGACAAAAAUGGACUGAAAAAGCUGCUGAGAGACCCGACUCACUGGUGCUUUUUAUCAAUCUGGACCUUUGGUGGAAUUGGAGGCUUUGGGGUUACUGCAGUUUUGCCCAAUAUCAUUUACGAUAUGGGUCUCACAGGAACGGCUCAAACCCAGCUUAUGACUAUGCCUCCAUAUGGACUUGCUUGGAUUUUGGUCGUCGUCUUUGGCUACUUCAUCAACAAGAAGAAGAUCUCUGCCUUUGCUGUCGCCUUUGGCAUGGUAAUUACACAGAUUAUCUGCUUCAUCUGUCUUAUCACGAUCAACCACACUUAUGCCUUAUACACGUUUUUCAUCGUCGCGUGUGGUUGCACAUUCUCGAUAUAUCCGAUUCUUUGGCCAGAGAGAGUCCGUUCAGUGGAGGGGACGACCACAGCAGCAAUCGCUUUUGGACUGACCAAUGCUGUGGGUUGUCUCGCCGGCAUAAUCGGCCCGCAAAUCUUUCAGACGAAGUUUGGUCCUCGUUACCGGCUUAGCUAUGGUAUAGCUCUUGUAUUCUUGGUUGGCUCCUCGAUUUCCGUGGUCGCAGCAUGGUACUUUUGCCGAAGGAAGUUUGCCAGGCAGCUUCAGGAGAUAAACGAACCACACGGAGUCGAGGUAAUUGCGGAGGAGGACGGUGAUCUGAAAGUGGUUACCUAA